AUGUACCAUAAUCCUGCUCAUAAUUUGUCCAUGGAAGCAUCGGGCCAUGAACAUAUAACCACAAUCAAUAAGCCUACUGGCAUCGUGCGCCUCAGGAAUCCUAGGCUAUUAUUGACACAUGUUCAGAAACACUUGAAAUUAGAAUAUUCUUCAGGAUCUGCUCUCGGAAGGGAUUAUACAUAUAUCCUGAAGAAUAAAGGCAAUAUUGACAGUUGCUGUAAAGAGUCUUUGUUAGAGGAUUUUCAGAAACGAAGUCUCACAACUACUGGGAAUAUUCUAGAUAGGUGCCGGCGGGCGAAUACUAUACAGGAACUCACAAAUAAUGAAGCAAUAAUGUGUGGAAGCUCAAAAGGAGGAUUAUCAGGGGAUGUAGAGCCGCGUUAUUCUUUUGUACACGACAUACGAAACAUACAGAUGGUUAUGAUUACACAUAAUCUGGACAUUCUACAACAGAUUCAUCAAAAGAUUAGAUACAUAAAACAGAGGGAUCUAACUACCGGAAUCAGCAUUAUCAUAGAAUAUCAUAGAGAAUUAAGUGUGGCUGUUCAGGAGACUUUAUCACUGAAAAAUAAAACUUGCUGCACCCAAGUAAAACGUCAAGCAAAAUAUCUCCUGAGCCUUAAAGGAGAAAUGCCGACAAUCCAUACGGUACUCCAAGGACUGAAGGGAAAAAUCUUAGUAAGUAUCGCAGUACUCAAAAGCCGGAAUCAUCAGCGAGCAUUCGGUGGAAUCCGUACUAUAAUCAUCAGGCACAAGCCCGCCGUUAUCAGUUCGGUGUGCGAUCCAAUACGCGUUAUAGGAUAUCUCUAUGUGCUUCUGAAAGUAUCCGAAUAUGGACAGACAUUAGAUGGUAUCAGUAAGCCUCGCUUUAAGGAUUGUAUAUGA
Plasmodium inui San Antonio 1 is the source of this 885-nucleotide messenger RNA. RefSeq lists its product as hypothetical. The transcript has 2 exons. The record is from RefSeq and is a predicted model, not a curated record. The coding region runs from base 1 to 885 and encodes 294 amino acids. Lineage: Eukaryota; Apicomplexa; Aconoidasida; Haemosporida; Plasmodiidae.